This is a messenger RNA of Salvia splendens (bonfire salvia), 1173 nucleotides long. RefSeq lists its product as uncharacterized. Lineage: Eukaryota; Viridiplantae; Streptophyta; Magnoliopsida; Lamiales; Lamiaceae. Bases 1 to 1173 code for a protein of 390 amino acids. The record is from RefSeq and is a predicted model, not a curated record. The transcript has a single exon.
AUGGAUAGACCAAACACUGGAGGAAACAGAGUGCAAGGGGGUCAGGCAGGUUGGUCAAGUGCCCCUCAAGGGAACUGGUCUAGCGGAGGACAAUCCAAUUGGUCAAGCCGACAAAAGGAAGGAGACUGGAGAGGAUACCAACACCAAAUCCUCCAGUAUAGCAACCAGGGAAGGCAGUCAAGUAACCAAGUGGUGAGUUAUGUUCCACAGUACUUCCAAGGGAACCAACAAAACCACCAGUUCCAGAGCCAACCAGAGCAGUAUGGAUCGUCCGGUUUCUAUCAGCAAGGUCAUGGAGGAGGCCGAUUUAAUCAGAGAAAUAACAGGCAGCAAAAUGAAUAUCCAGGGGAUAUGACGAUUCCACAUCAACCCAAUGAUGCGGUGCGUGAAAUACAGAAAACCCAGAGGGAACAUAGGGCUGCAUUACAGAUGCUUACCAAGCAGUUAUCUCAAGUCGCCAUAUCGCUGGGCGAGCUGAGAGGUAAUGAAGGAAAGAUUCCGGCUACAGUGCAACCACUAGCAGGGCGGGAAAACGUCAACACAGUGUCCCUGAAAUCAGAAGGAGUUUAUCAAAGCUCAACUACAAGUUUUCCGACACCCAGGAUCAGUCAUAAUGCAAACUCUAAAUCCGCCUCUGAUCAAGUCACAGCGGAGGAAGAAUCUUACAUCCGAAAACAGGUUGCUGAAAAGAGAAGGAGGAUCGAAGCAGAAGAAGUGACCAAUAUGGUCCGACCUGGUGAUCUUCCCCCCAAGAGAACUGACCCAGGGGUAUUUACGCUCUCAAUCUCCGUCAGAAACGUCCAAAUAGAGCACGCAAUGUGCGACCUAGGGGCCUCCAUUAAUAUUAUGCCAUACUCUAUAUUCAAGAAGCUGGGGAAUGCCAAGCUCGUCGAAACUAAUAUCGAAAUACAGUUAGCAGACGGAUCUUGCAUUUACCCCGAGGGAGUUCUGGAAGAUGAGGUCGUCAAGGUAAACAGAUUCAUGUAUCCUGCGGAUUUCUUUGUUAUAAAGAUGACGGAACCAGGAGUGGAGGAGUCUAUUGGAAUCCUCUUGGGGAGACCUUUCUUAUCCACCGCCAACACGGUCAUUGACGUUCGCCAGGGAAUAAUUAAUUUGGAGUUUAAAGGAGAGCGGUUUACAGUCGAAAUUAAUAAAGCUGCAAAACGGUUGUAG